Molecule: messenger RNA, 785 nt
Organism: Corvus hawaiiensis (hawaiian crow)
Lineage: Eukaryota; Metazoa; Chordata; Aves; Passeriformes; Corvidae
Exons: 6
Coding region: 36-773 (245 amino acids)
Source: RefSeq, a predicted model, not a curated record
GCAUCGGAGGCUUCAGCAGCACCUGCGGCCUCAUCAUGUUGUGGACAAGAUGGGCCAUGGCCAGCAUCACCCUCCUGGCUGUCCAGAGAGCCCUGGCAGUCCUGGUGUCCCUGGUGAUCCUGUUAUCCCUGAUAGCCCUGCUAGGCCCCGGGGCCCAGCUCCCCAUCGGGGAGUCAGGACCACCGGCAGCCAUGGAUGGACACAAUGGAGAUCCAGGUGCUGGAUCUGACUCUCCCAGACCUUACAUGGCUUUUGACUUGUUUUGGGAACUGCCAGCUCAAGGCCCAAAUGUGAGCGAGACAUCUCCUGCAGGUCUGAAGAAUGAAACUGGAUUGGGAAACAUUUCCUGGCUGUUAAUGGAACAGUCUGAAUUAGUGACUUUACUGAAGGAAACACUUCCAGUGCUGGAGCCCGAGCCUCUGGAUAAGGAGGCACCUCAGGAAGGCCAUCAGGCAGUGGCAGUCCCUGGGGGAAACAGCGAGGCACUUCAGCCAACAGGUGUGGACAAGAGAUUCAGCAGCACUGAGGACACCAAGACAGACCCAAACACUGUGGAGGGCAUGGCAAACGCAGGCACAGUCAAUGCUAAAAUCACCUGGAGAUUUAUAAGAGCCUUCCUCGUGUCUGUGUUCUGCAGCCUGAUUGCUCUGCUGCUUCUCAAGGUGGCCCCUGUGUGGGCAAAGGACAUAAAAGAGCGCCUCACAGCUUUGAGAACCAAUUCUGAGCUCCUGAACAGUGAGACAGGAGACAAGGAAUUAGUGGUAGAAGUCUAAAUAAAGAUAAGC